GUUGGUGUCUCCCUUGUCACCAUAUUGUGGACAUGGUGGGAUCAUCCUUGUUAGCAUUUGGGGGCCACGGCAGUGCCAUCCUUGUCUGUGGAUGGGGUCUGUGGUGUCACCCUACCCAUGGGGGGGGGCCGUGGUGUCACCAUGGUCCUGGUGACCUUACGGCAGAAUGGGGAUGCAUCAAACCCGGCGUGCCACGGCAUUGCGGGGGUGCUGGAGGCGUAUCAACGCAGCCUGCGCUGUGUCCAGCUCUAUGGCCCCACCAACUUUGCCCCUGUCGUCAACCAUGUUGCCCGCUCAGCGGCCACAGUGCUGGAUGGGUCCCAGUACUUUGUCCUCCUCAUCAUCACUGACGGUGUCAUCUCCGACAUGGCCCAGACCAAGGAGGCCAUUGUCAAUGCUGCCAAAUUGCCCAUGUCCAUCAUCAUCGUGGGGGUUGGCCAGGCCGAGUUUGAUGCCAUGGUGGAGCUGGAUGGGGACGACAUCCGCAUCUCUUCCCGUGGGAAAGUGGCUGAGCGUGAUAUCGUCCAGUUUGUUCCAUUUCGUGACUACAUGUCAGGGGGUCCCGGCGCAGGGCUGAGCAUGGCAGGACUGGCACGGGAAGUCCUAGCUGAGAUUCCUGACCAACUCCUCUCUUACAUGAAGGCACGGGGAAUAAAACCUCCCCCCAUCCCUCCCAUGUCCCCUGAAACCCCCCCACCCUGACUGCCUGCUCCGAACACACCACAUCCCCUCAUCUUACCCCAGGACCUUCUAUCCGGGGACCAAAGGCAGCCAUACUCUGCCAGGGACCUGGGACUGGGGGUUCCUCUCCUCCCUUCCACAACCUUGAGAUCCUUCCCUGAUCUGGGGUCCCCUCCCCAGUCCAGGUUGCCACCACCACACCCAUAAACCAGCUUUUGGGUUUCCCGGGGGAUUUUGGGAUGGUGUUGCCUGAGCAUCCUUGGCCAUGGGAUUCCCCCCUAUACCCAUCCAAGACUGUCUUGCCCCCUAAAUAAAAGGCAAGGAGUCUUUGCCCUCCUGACCAGAAAGCCGGGGUGCACAGGAGCCUCCCCUAAAUGUGGAGUGCCCCCCUAGGGUGAUGCAUGAUCCCUCCUCACUUCAUCAGCCUUCCCAAAUCCAUGGUCCCCCCCAGUUCCUGGGCUGAUCCCAGUAGGGUCCCCAGUGUUUUUGGUGUUUUUUUUGUUCCCCCUUGCCGUGCCGCAUGUGUCCAUGUGGGUCUGUAUUGAAUUGCCUUAAAUCGCAAUAAAUUACUGUGG
This is a messenger RNA of Oenanthe melanoleuca, 1256 nucleotides long. RefSeq names its product copine-5-like. The coding region runs from base 118 to 702 and encodes 194 amino acids. Gene Ontology annotation, biological process: cellular response to calcium ion. Lineage: Eukaryota; Metazoa; Chordata; Aves; Passeriformes; Muscicapidae. The transcript is spliced from 5 exons. Gene Ontology annotation, cellular component: plasma membrane. Gene Ontology annotation, molecular function: calcium-dependent phospholipid binding. The record is from RefSeq and is a predicted model, not a curated record.